AUGGUAAGACGAUUAGGAGGUGGUGCUUUUGGAUCUGUAUGGUCAGCUACUACAUCACGUGGUCAUAGUGCUGCUGUUAAAGCAAUUGAUAUUAGUGGAAGAAGUGGUAAUCAAUUUGAUGCUACUACGUUGAUGGAAUCAUUUGAAAAAGAGAUAAAAAUGGCUUAUAGAAUGCGUAAAGAAACACGUCAUGUCGUCACUAUUUUUGGAUUUGAUUUUGAUAUGGCGAAAGGUUUAGCAUUGAUGGCCAUGGAAUUAGGUGGAGAUACAUUAACUGUACGAAUUGAAAAACUUCAUGCUAUGAAGGAUAUGCAAAGACUAAAUCUUGAUACUGCCGAGAUGACGCCUGUAACUGAUUAUAUUUCACCACGUGAUCGAAAAAAUAUAUGGAUACAACUAGCUAAUAUUGUGCAAAUUUUACAUCGUCAUCAUAUUGUUCAUCGUGAUAUGAAACCGGAUAAUUUAGUAUUUUUUGGUCAUAUUAUGAAGAUUGUAGAUUUGGGUAUUGCACAAAAAGUAGUCAGAGGAUCUGAUGCGAAUGGAAGUGGUAUUGGUACUCCAUAUUUUAGUGCACCGGAAUGUUUUACGACGGGUGCACAGAUUUCACCAAAAGCUGAUAUAUGGUCAGCAGGUGCAAUUCUAUACAAUAUGACUUACGGAGAUGUACCUAAAGAAGAAUCAUCUCGUCCACCAAAUGGUCAACGUCCAACACAUUCACGUCAUGUAGCAGAUGUUUUACAUCGCACUCUUCAAUAUGAAGCUCAUCAAAGAGCAACGCAUGCUUGGCUUGCUCGACAUCCUUAUACAAGCAGUCCUAGUGCUUUAUAA
This is a messenger RNA of Adineta steineri, 828 nucleotides long. Lineage: Eukaryota; Metazoa; Rotifera; Eurotatoria; Adinetida; Adinetidae. The record is from the annotation of a GenBank genome assembly.